AUGAUGUCCGACAAAGUGGUGUUGAGACCAGUUGUGACUGAAGACAACGCCAUUCAAAUCAUCGAUGAUUUCCUGACAAUUGAUUUUAGUAUAGCUAUAAGACAAGUGAACAGCAAUGGAGUGAAAAGUGAUGUUCAACUCGUGGCGAGUGAAUCAAACGAAGUCAACACAUUUGUAGCCCUCUUUGAUGACAACGACAUCGACUUCGAGAUCGAAGUCCACAACCGAUCGCUCACUAAGAAUAUGGGCUUUGAUAUGACUUAUGUCGAGAAAUACUCGUAUUUCGCCCGAAGAGGAACGGGUGGUGUGUUUGAAGCACUCGAAGACAACGGACAUCACUUACUGGAUGAAAAUGGGGACAAAAGUGCCGUUGAUUUGAGAUAUGGAUCCACGAGACAGACAUUUGUCGCCCUCUUUGAUGAUAAAGAAACCGAUUUUGAGAUCAAAGUAUACAACGGAUCCCACACUCGAAUGGCAUUUGAUAUAGUAUUUGGCAAAACAUAUCCUUUCUAUAUCUCUGCGGGACAUAAAUUUCGCUUCAAAACGCUUCAAAACAAUGGACAUCACUUGCGCUUCUUGUCGCCAAACCUACCGACGGGACAAUCGGUGGUCGAUAUGAUCGCAAACAAAGACCCCGACAGCAGAAGGAACGCAGAGAUCAUGUGUUCGCGAAUGAAAUUUAAAUUAGGUUUGAGACCAGUUAUCACUCGAGACAAUGUGAUUGUAAUCACUGAUAAAUCAAAGAUCAACUUUCGAGUAACUAUAAGACAAGUGGACAGCAAUGGAAUCAAAAGUCGUGUACAACUGAGAAAUAGCCUCUCAAGCGAUGGCAAUGUAUUUGUGGCCCUCUUUGACGACAACGAAAUCGACUUCGAGAUCGAAGUCCACAAUCGAUCGCUCACUAAGAAUAUGGACUUUGGGUUGACUUAUGGCAAGAAAUACGCGUUUAUUGUCGGCAAAGGAGAAGAUUAUGCGCUAAAAACGCUUGAGAAAAACGGACAUCACUUGCGUUUCUUGAGUCCAAACCAACCGAUGGCUCAAUUAAUAGUGGAUUUGUUGGCCAACGAAUGCGUGGACCGAAAGAGAGCUGAAAUGAUUUGUUCGCGCAUUAAGUUUAAUGUGAAGGUCGAGAAAGAAAAAGUCCCCAAAUUUGUACCAAAAAUGAUAUUAUUGGGUGAAUUGAUUCACGUAUUUGUGUGGAAUAGACAAAUAAUUGGCAAAAACCUCAAACUGCUGGUCGGUCUCCAAAAUACUUGUCACGACCUCAUGGUUAUGAUAGAAGAGAAAGCAGGCAUUCAUAUCGGCGUUCAGAGACUGUAUUGCAGUCGCGGGGGAAGAAUGAAUUUACGCGACACUCUCAGUGAUUGGCAAAUCCGAGACGGCGAUGAGUUAAUGCUUAUUCCUCAACAAUCUGGUGGCGGUCCACAGCCUAAGUCUACUCUCCCAACACAUGCAUUGAACGGCGAUAUCGUUUCCCCCGUCGACGACAACUUCGGUCGCAGAGGUGUCGUUGGGUUCGGCCGUAAAACUCAUCAAAACUUUGAAAAAUAUCAUGGAUUCAUUGCCGACAAAGACUAUUAUAUCGAACCGUUUUUCAUUGAAUUCAGACUUAAAAAUUUUUCCGUGUCUUUGACCCAAAAUUGUGGAUCAAUUGGCGGAUCAAAUGCGGUGUCGAUGGCCAACAAAAUCAAGCUAAAGCCCACCGUCGGUGACAACAACCAGAUCUCGAUCGCCACGGACUCCAAGUCUAUCGACUUUAAGCUAUGGCUGCGAACAGUAGACGACGACAAUAUCGCCAAACGGGUGGAACUGUUGGCGGGGAUCGAGAAGAACGUCUUCGUGGCGCUCUUCGACGACGGCGACCACGACUUCGAGAUUGUGGUCCGCAAUGAGUCCCUAAAGGCGGACCUUUGGCUGGAGAUAACGUACGAUCGGAUGCAUAAGUUUAUCAUAUAUAGAGGCGAUCGCCGCAACUUCAAGACACUGGAGGACAACGGCUAUCGACUCCGCUUUAUGACACCCAAUCGGCCGAAGGGAAACACUUUCGGCGAUAUAUUCCCGUCAGGAAUGGUAGACAUGAACACCAAAAUUCAAAUCAUUUCCAAUUACGUGGGUUUCGGUCUGGACUUCGGUAAAUGCAUGGGUAAUAUGGGGUGGACUGACGACAAGCCCAAAGCCAAACGCGUGAAGAAGGAAGAGGGCGACCAGAAAGACCUCAACGAACGAAUCAAACUUAAGGUUAGGGUUAAAAAGUCGAAAACCAUUGUUUUGAUUACAAUCGCUCGCAACCAAACCGUCGAUGAGCUCAAGAAGCUUAUCGAAGACCGAACUGAGAUCAGUCCCGCCCGACAACGACUGGUGGCCGACGGCGGCAAAACUCUUGAAGACACGCAGACCAUCGAUGAGUGCGGAUUGGAGGACAAGUCGACUAUUUUGGUGUUUCGCGUGUCAAUCGGUAAGGAGAAGAAGAAACCGCAGGUCGAGAGAAAGGUCUAUAUCAAGAACGAGAAGAUAUACGCGGUCUCGAAGGGCGGCAAUGCCGGCGCUCCUCAGGCUUUGGGCGAUGUUAUCGGCGAUUCGGGUGCUCUCGGCUACGGCAAGAAGACCAGAGAGUACUUCGGCUCGAAAUCGGAUUUCCUUACUAUUCGCAAAUAUAGAGUACAGGACUUUAAGAUUGAUCUCAGACUGAAGAGGGCUUACGACCCGAAGAAUGGGAUCGUCGACUCAAGUACUAAUGCCGCAAACGGUUCCACCGAAACCCCUGAGCCAUCGACUAGUGGUCCUUCAAUUUGGAUGCCCUUCACGUUCCGCACCGACGAUAACAAACCCAUUCUCAUUGAACUCGAUUCUGACGAAGACGCCGACCCCUCCCCUCCCGAACCCCCAGCGACCGCAUCACCGCUUCCAUGA
Molecule: messenger RNA, 2910 nt
Organism: Medioppia subpectinata
Lineage: Eukaryota; Metazoa; Arthropoda; Arachnida; Sarcoptiformes; Oppiidae
Source: the annotation of a GenBank genome assembly